This is a messenger RNA of Pelobates cultripes (western spadefoot toad), 11359 nucleotides long. NCBI's taxonomy places the organism in Eukaryota, Metazoa, Chordata, Amphibia, Anura, Pelobatidae. The record is from the annotation of a GenBank genome assembly.
ACCCGAUAAGUCGAUAGCCGAGUACACUACUACUCCCUUACAAACAUGGCGAACCUGCUGAAAGAGGAUAGGCAGCAAAAGAGGUGAGAUGGCAAAAAGUGGAUAUAUUUCCACCAUUCUCUGGACAUGUUCAGUCCUGACAGAUAUCUCUAAAUCAAAUUAACUGGCUGUGUAUGGUUUUGUUGUCCAGCUGUAGCACAAUCACAGGUAUAUUAUGUCAUCCCCUGUAAUUAUUUAAUGUUUUUCGAUCUAUAAAGAUGCAUAAAUAAUAAUAAUAAUAAACUAUUGAUAAGUCAGUGGCCUCAUGAACUAUCACAUGUUUAUGUGUGAAUGGUAAGUAUGCAGGAAUAAAAUAUCUAUUCAUUUUGGAUUUGUUCACUAAACACUGGGUUGUAAACAGAAUUGUAAAACUUAGGCUAAAUUAGAGAAGCUGUGACUAUAGGUAACUUAGAGAAUUGUUUAAAAAAAAAAAAUGAGCACCGUUUGCAUGAUUAGCGCAAAUUGAUAUAAACCAAUAAACUAAUAGAUAAAAAAGAGAAAAUCUAUUCCAUACUUAUUCUUUUUUCUGGAUAUAGACCACUUCUAAAUUGGACAGGAGGAGCACCUCCCAAUUAAAUAAUAAAAGAGAUUACAUCCCCUACAUCCUCGGCUAGUCCAAAGCCACAAAACAAGAAGACAAAGUAAGGGCAAGAGUGUUGUGCUGCCUUGGCAAAUAUCCAGGAAAGGUGAUUAUGGAAUACAUUUCUCCCCCCACCCCAGAUGUAAUACCCAAGCUAAAGACAUAAGGGAAAAAGAACCAAUGAAGACCCCAAAAAAAUAAAAGCAUGAUGCAAAAAAAUUAUUAGAAAAAUUAAAGGAACCCUAUAGUCACCAGAGCAACUACAGUUUAAUGUAGUGGUUCUGGUGUUUAUAGCUGGUCUCUGCAGGCUUUUCAAUUGUUUAGAUUGGUGCCUGGGGACACCUACAGUGGCAGUCACUCUGACGACCACUAAAGGUGCUUCCUGUGUCAGUGCUGCACAGUAUGCAUGGAAGCGCUGAACAUUUCCCAUAGAGAUGCAUUAAUUCAAUGCAUCUCUGUGAAUAGAUGCUGAUUGGCGCACUGCGGCGUUUUGCCUGGGAAAUAGCUGAAACAAUCCUUUGACCAAUGGAAGUGGAAGAAGCUGAUUGGCCCAAUUUGUUCCCAGAUGGGACAGCAAACACACAUGAUGUCUUCAUGAUGUUAGAGGUGCGAGCCACGUAAACUGAGAGUCAACGAAUUGAAUCCAGACAAUGCCACCUUUCCUGUUCUUCUGUUAAAGGAUGGGGAAAAAUGCAGGCAAGACGAUACUGCCUUUAUCAGUGUUACAAUAUGACUAGCAGACACAGUAAUCACACCCGUUAACACAUUGAUCUUUAGGCACCCAGUGAUUUGAGACAAGAAAGAUGAUCAAGUAUGUACCCUGCACCCUUUUUUUCUGAUAUAAUGGUAGCAAAUUGCUACAAUUCUUCCACCUGGCUCUCACAGGUCAAAGUAGGAUUUUUUACUUUUCACUAUAUCUUGCAAGAACCAUCCAACUUGUUCACUAGCUGCAUAUAUAACUAGGACAGAGAGAGACAUCCAACAUUUAUCCUCUGUAGUGACUAAAACAUCAGCUCGAAAUAAACUCACGAACAGUGGUUUAUGGGAUAAGAACAGAAUAUUGCAAUUUAAUUUUGAAUUCACUAUAAUUCAGUGUAUUGUGAAAAAACGCCAUAGUGUUUUCUAUAAAAAAAAAAAAAAUACCAAAGUCUAUGUUUAAUUAAAGAUACUAUAAAAUGUGAAUAGAAUAACAUGGUUUUGUGUUUAUUUAAUGUUAGUGUGAAGAUUGCUCCUGGAGCAGUAGUUUGUGUUGAAAGUGAAAUUAUUGGAGAUGUCACUAUAGGUGAGUACAUAUUUUAAUUAACAUAAUUUAGUACGGUUGUGUUUUUGUUCAUAGCUCUGCAGCAAAAUGCUUUAUUUUACUGUACUGUAUUUUCUGUGUUUGUAGUUCUGGUUUUAUUUUGUUACCUCAGUGUUUGAUUGUGUGUAUUAUUGGCUGUUAGAGCAAAUGUAGUAGAGAAAACGUUCAUGGGAUGAAACACCCUGUGAUUUAAAAGAACAAGGAAAGAAAGAACGAUUUAGCAGUGAGUGUGUUUAAAGCUAUGUUUGGCAGAGUUUAAUCGUUUGAAGGUUAUACAAGGCAAACAAUGGGAAGUUAUGAUGUUGAAAUUACACAAGACUGUCAGAUUGCUCCAUUUUUUGAUGAAGGAAUAUUUUAAUCCCGUGAGUUUAUUGUAGUAGUUAUGGUGCUAGGAAUCUGUCCAUGAAAAUUAACCUCAAAGGGCACUUUAAGCACUGUAACCCCCCCACCUUCAGAGUAAACACUCAAACCGGUGGCGGUGCAAUGCUUGGCUCAUUGGCUCUUAUGAACUUCUGUAAGUUUUGUGGGGGGUUUUUUUCUGUGGGGGAGCUAGGGGAGUCAUUGCAAGGAAAUAUCCUUAAUACUUAGAAGAAUAGCUGAUAAGGCAGAAUUAGUAAGUGUAGCUUAUCUGCAUAAAUUACAUUGAUAUGUAAGAAUGGCUUUCUGAAAUAUUAUCAUAGAGGCCGUAUAUCUGGAAAUGGUCCCCUGUUUAAAAUAAAAUGUUAAAAAUUGCAUUCCUUCAUAUGCACCCAGAUAUUCUCAAAAAUCAGCUCUAUUUUGCAGAAUUUGGUAUUGGCUAACAAUCUGUCAGCUGAGUCGUAGUUCCCGCGGGAUGUGUGCUCUCAAUAUAUACUUAUUCAAUUGCAGUGGGUAAUGCAUUUAAACCUUGCAUUUUAAAUCAUUACAAGAAAUCCAUGAGUAAAAAUAGCAUGUUCAUUUUAAAUAAGGUGUAUCAUUUUAAAUAAGGAUUUUUGACAGUUUUUCAUUUUCAGAGAUCCAAAAGCAAAAAGCUUUAGAAUUUGAAAAUUGUAUAAAAUGGUGUAUAUGUUUCCACAAUCCAGGACCAAGAACAGUGGUUCAUCCUAAAGCUCGAAUAUUUGCAGAAGCCGGACCAAUCAUCAUUGGGGAAGGAAAUCUCAUUGAAGAGCAAGCAUUUAUCAGAAAUGGGUAACACUAGCUCAUGUGCCUAUCACACUUCACAAAAAUGAAUAUAGACUUAUCAUAUCAAAGCCAUAUAAUCUUAUAGUCUUAAUUGUUCCUGUGAACAGAAUCUUUUUUUCUAAGCAUGUAGUGUUCCAUCCCCCCUAUCGGUGACUAAAUAUUAGUAACAACUUUUUUUUUUUUUUUUUUUUAGUUUGUCACAACCACCUUAUGAAAUGGAAUUUAAACAUUCUUGUAUAUUGAAAUCAAUGUACCAUUUGUGGUAAACUGAGAAUAUGCCUGCUGAUAGCAAUGUGGUGCAGGGGUUCCCAACCCAGUCCUCAAGUACCCCUUACCAGUCUAGGAUUGAGGGAUUACCCUGUUGUGUCUAAAGUUUUUUUUGUAUGUUUUUUAAACACUUUAGUUACAACUGGGUGAUCCUGAAAUACUGGGUUGGGAACCACUGAUCUAGAGCAUUCAUGGUCCAAUAAACAGAUCUUAUUGGAGAGCAAGAAAAAGUGUGCAUUUAAUAAUGACCAUGGGUGGAAUAAAUUACCUGGUUCACUCACCAGAUAUUACUUGAAUUUGUAUGGACCCUUAUCCAUGGUAUUUGACAAACCUUUACAUAAACAAUGUUUACUCUACCAUACAUUACAAGUGUUUACUGUAAAUAAUGUACAUUCAAAAUAUCAACAACAAAAAAGAAAUGAGAAAGAUCCUCUUUAAUAAAUUGCCAGAAUCAAAAUACCACUCACAUUUAGCUUUUCGUGAGAGGUUACAUAUAAUUCUUCUUGAAAACAAUUUUUUUUUUUUUUUUUUUUUUAAAAAGCACAAUUAUGUACAUGUCAUGUACCUUUUUUAUGUAAGGAUACAGAGGAAAUCCCAUGACACUUAUUUUAUACACCCUAUAAUUCAUUGUGCAGAACACUGCAGAUAUAAUCAUUACAAACUGAAGUCAAAGGAUGAAUUGCAUCUACCCAUAGCCAAUUACAGUGAAUAUGAACAUUACCAUAACAGUAGAUUUAAAUAUUAUGUACAUGUCAUUUUGCUGGUCCAAGGCACACAAGCUCAGACAUGCUCUUGGGGACACACAUGCACUGCACACAUAUGCACAUUCCCAGACACAGCAAUUCUGUGCAGUUUGUUUUAAAGGGACACCACUGUCACCAGAACAACUACAGUUUAAUUGGCGUUUUUUGCAUUUUUCACACACAAACAAAUACUAACGCUUUGGCCAGGGUUUGUGACCAAAUGGCUACUAAAAAAGACUGGACAUACCCCAUUUGCAAUACCUUGGGUUGUCUACUAUUGCAAAUGAUAUGCCAUUAUGGGUGUAAAUUUCUUUCCUGGGCUACUAUACAGUCCCAAAGGCAACGUAACCAAUCUGGCGAUUUCAAUUUCAAAUGUAACAUGCUAUAUUUGACCAUGUAACUUCCCAAAAUGCCAUACAACCUGUACACAGGGGGUACUGUUUUACACGUGAGACUUUACUAAAUACAAAUAUGUGUAUUUUAUUGCAGUAAAAGCAAACAGUAUUAUGACAUUGACCGUUAAAAUGUCAUGUAGAACUAAAAAAAAUAAAAUAAAAUCUUAUUUUCUCCCAUUUGUUUCAUAUUAAAUUAUGUUUCAUAGCUAAAUAUUUGAUAUUAAAUGAAAGCCCUGUUUCCCCUGAAUAAAAUAAUAUAUAUAAAGGGUGGGUGUAUUUAAUAUGAAAGAGGUGAAUUACGGUUGGACAGACAUGUAGCGCAAAUGCCAGGUUUUGUUUACAUUUUGUUUCGUUCACAACGUGUACAUUUGGCUCCGUCCUUAAGGGGUUAAAGGACCACUAUAGUGCCAGGAAAACAUACUCGUUUUCCUGGCACUAUUGUGCCCUGAGGGUGCCCCCACCCUCAGGGUCCCACUGCCGCCGUGCUGGAUAGCGAGGAAAGGGGUUAAACUUACAUUUUUUACAGCGCCGGGCGGGGAGCUCUCCUCCUCCUCUCCGCCUCCGAUCCUCCUCUUCGGCUGAAUGCGCAUGCGCGACAGGAGCUGCGCGCGCAUUCAGCCGGUCUCAUAGGAAAGCAUUUACAAUGCUUUCCUAUGGACGCUGGCGUCUUCUCACUGUGAUUUUCACAGUGAGAAGCACGCAAACGCCUCUAGCGACUGUCAAUGAGACAGCCACUAGAGGCUGGAUUAACCCAUUUAUAAAAAAAAAAAGGGUUAAUCCUAGAAAGGAAUAUAAUUAAAGGGAAACAAUGGGAUAAAAAAUAUAUUUCCUAUUUUUGACUGCUAUAAAUAUAAUGAAUUAAGAAUAAUGCAAAAUAAAAUAAAUUAGAGGAAAAAAAUGACAGUUUUAAUGUUCCCUCUGUACGGUUUAGUGUAUCUGCCUGCAGUUACAGACAUACCUUUGGCAGGAAGAAACUCCUAUCCCAUAAAACCCUUCCUUUCUAAGAAAAUUAAAGUAGCACAGACUGGGUCCUUGCAACAUAUGGGGGCUAGAGUAACCAAUUAACAUGUAAAUUUUAAUACAUAUCUUUCAGCUUUCCUGAAAAUAUUGCACCAGACUCAGAGGAUGUAGAUCCAAAAACAAUGGUCAUCGGCACUAACAAUGUAUUUGAAGUUGGAUGUUGUAUCCUUUCUAUAUGUACAUGGUAUAUUAUCAAGUGUGUGUUUGCUUGUGUCCCAGUCUGACCUCUUGGCUUCUGAAACCGAUACGUACACUCCAUAUAAUCCUUAAGGACACAUAAACUAUAGCAUAGUAAGACUUUGUCCUCCAUCCAUUUGUCCCCUUUGUGUCUUACUGAACAUCUGAAAACCAUCUGUCUCCUUCACUUGUCGUUUGCAUGUAGUUUUGUUAUUAACCCCUUAAGGACACAUGACGGAAAUAUUCCAUCAUGAUUCCCUUUUAUUCCAGAAGUUGUGACCUUAAGGGCUUAAACACUCCAGACUGGGUAGUUUUCAUCACAAUCAAAUGCUGGUGGCAUGAAUAACCUUGUUUUCAUGUGCCAUUUUUUUUUCUUUGCCCAAUGAAAGUUUGUUUUUUUAUUUUUUUCCAUAUACAAAUAGAAAAAUGAUAUUAAUUUGUAAUUAUGAAGUCAUUAUUACCUUAGCUGCAAAUCUAGAUUCUCAAGCAAUGAAGAUGGGAGACAACAAUGUAAUUGAAUCCAAAGGUAAGAUUUUGAUAUUCAAAUUCAGUAAAACAGUGUAGUACACACAUUAACAUCGAAGCUUGGUGCAGCAGAUCUAGCGUAAAGACAUCAGUAAUAUACAAAAAAAGGAAUCAAAACUGUAUACAUGGUUUUACAGCUGCUUGAGGUAAAUUUACUCUUUUCACUAGUGGAACUGUUAUCUAGAGAAUGGCUGAAUGGGUCUUGAGAUCCUGUAAUAAUCUUAUAGUUCUAUCCUGCAAGGCAUUUCCUGUGCAUCAAAGUUCAAAAAUUGGACAGAAAGAAAAUGGUGAGAUGCAUAACCUCUUGUAGCUAUAGCGUUUUAUUUAAUUUUAGCAGCAAUGAAGCAGGUGUUUGUCAUUGUUGUGUCUGGGGUAUAUAUGACUAUCAGGUGCUAAAUGAGCAGCAGGUCCCUUCCUCUCUUUUGAGGCCACAAUUGUGUGCCUUAAAAUGAAAGUUUUCAAAGAUUUUCAGUAAAAACUAAUUAUGUCCAAGUCAGCAAGCAGCCAUAUGCAUCUCUGUUAUCUCUCUUGGAAUGUGUUUUAGUGAAUAUUUGUAAAUAUUUAAAUGGAUACUUAUAGAAAACGAAAGUUAUGUAUCUUCCUAUAAGUAAGGUAGGAAAGCGGACUUACAAAUAACACCAGUAUUUAACUACUGAAAGGUCACAAAACAAAUACUCAUACUUGCUUACAGUGAACUAAGAAACUAUUAAUUGGAAAGUAGAGCCUUCCUAGAUUUUGUUAGACUUCAUGUACCAUGUAAUUGCUUGAAUGCUUGGCUCUGUCACUUUCAGGGGUCUUUGCAUAUUUUGGGUGGAAGCUAAUGGUAGAUAUGAUUACCGAAUCACUCCUUCAUAGGCAACACCAUCUUCCUUCUUCAGCUUCUGGCAUUUCAUCAACCAGGAGCCCUGUCACUGCUGUGCUCUCACACAUACCUGAGAGUACAACACAAAGAUCUGUGGAAGAGUCCGUGGGGUCCUCCAUAGAUAAACAUGAGAAGAUGUUUCACUCCCACAGUCAUCAUUAGCUCUGGUUUGGGGAAUUAACAGAAGUUAAUGGUGCAAGUUGACAUUUGAAGCAACCUGGGCCUAGUCCAUGAGAUAAUUAUUCCCUGCUUUGCAUGAAAUCUCAUUGAGGUUCCAGCACAGUUAACAUGCCUAUUUUAUAAAAAAUGUAUUCGUAUGAAAUACUGAUAAAGUGACUCAAGGUGACAGAGAUACUUUAACACAUACUCAGUCCAUUUGAAGUCUGUGUAUGGAGCACCCAGAAAAAGACAUCUACUCUGUAAAACUCCUGGCUUUCACCAUAGGACUCAUCACGACAGCCUUAACAGAAGACACCCUGGCUGUAUUUACCACUAAACGGACAUAUCUGCUAUUAAUGUCACAGUUAAGGUUACAGUACGUAUCCGUUUUAAUAUCCUGAGUAUUGCAGAUGAUAACCCAGUAUGCCACAACCUGCCUGGUGGUACUAUACUUAAAUGAUUAUCUUAGCUAAGCUAUUGUAUCAUAAAAGCGUCCGCAUACACAUCAGUACUUUAUGUACUUAAUAAUCACACACUCAGUCUCUGGUCCCAAGCGGACUCUUAGUCUAAUGCUUUAAAAUGUGUGGUGACUUUACUUAAUGUUAGCAACAUGAUUCAACAUGUUUAAUAAUAUGUUUGGUAUGUAUUGGAGGUUACCAUGACACUCUGUUUAACACUGAUUAGCAUCUUAAGCAGUACUAACACACUACUCGCCAGUCGCAUGACUAUAGCCCCUUCAGUAUACCAAUAUCUUUUCUUAAAACCUUCCAGGUAAUCAAUGUGCAUACCCUGCUUUGCUAACGCUUAAGAGAUACAUAUAGAACCUGAUAAUUUAAUUUCAAAAUGUGCAGUGAUACAGACAUAUGUUAAAUUGUCCAAGUUAUGCUCUCUCAUGAUAUCAUAUGCAAUGUCUGUGUACAUCUGUGAAACUUGCAAUGCACAACAAAAAUAAAGAAUUAAAAAAAAAAAAAAAACUCCUGGCUUUCCACUGCCUCCUGUGUUUUGCCUAAAAGGAAAAUACACAAUCUGUUUACACUACUACAGAGAUCAAAAAAUUCUGCUUUGUCAUGUCAUAUAUGGAAUAUACAUUACAUCUGAUUUUUACCUUGUUAUAAAGGAAAAGACAAAACUAUAUUGCAUACCAUUUUUCUAACAGAGGAAACGCGAAUGAGAGAAGUCUUUAAAUUCUCCCAAGCUUCUCUUAUAUAAACUCAAAUUUAUUUCUCCAUCCUCAUAAAAUCCCUUUAGCCAAACUUAGAGUGCUGGGCUAAUUGCAAGUUGGAGAGAACAUAAUUGUUCUACUUCUAAAAUUUAAUUAGCAAAUAUUAUUUAAACAAAAGGCAGGAAGCUUAGAAAGGAUAUGUAAACGUCCAGCUAAAGGCUAUCAUCACAAAACUGGGGAGGAAAGGAAAUGCCAUUGCAAUAGUCUAAUAUUGCAUUCUGUUUUAGAAAUUCAAACCAAAGAGGAAGCCAGAUAAGAAAUAUUCGGAUUUAGAUGCACAUUUAUAGAAAGUAGACUGUAGACAAAUGUUUGAGCUUUUCAAUGCAAAGAAUUUGGAAACUGGCCAAGAAUAAAAUGUGAAUAGAUAUCGCCGAGUUUUUUACAUUAAAUGCGUGUUGCCAUUUGUUGAGUAAUUUAAUGCCAUAUUGUUUAAAUUGCCACCUGCCUUCAUUCAACAGAUAACAAGCUCACAAAUGCCCUCUAUAAAAUAUAUUCUAUAAGGAAACCUAUUACGAUCUGAAACCUGUACAGUUAGUAGGCACUAAACCAAAAAAAAUAAGGCAGUCAGGUUGACCAAGCAUAAUAUAAUUUUCAUUACUCCCUUUGGUAGAUGAAGACUGCUUAAAUUAACUCUGUCACAAAAAAAAAAGUUCAUCUAAUCUACUUCUGUAGAGCUCCCUGUGUCUCCGAUUUUGCAGAGCGGCAAUUUUUUCAGUUGCAGCGUUAAAACUACAGGAAUAUGGCGCCCAUGUCAUUUAAUUAAGGUGAAGUAAUCUGGGUGCCUAUAGUGUACCUUUAACAGCCAGUCUUUGUCUUUCAUUUUUUAUGUUCUAGUAAAGUCAUUUUUUUUUAUUUUUUUUUUACAUAUGGAAUCCAAACAGAAUACAGAUCCUAAUUCAGAUCUUUGAACGAGCCAAUUUUCCACUAUGGGUAUUUAAUUGCAUUAUAGCAAAAGGUUUGCAUUACUGUACUUUAACACAUUUAUGUGUCUGGUACCCAGCUGGGAAAAUCAGCUACUGUAAACAUAGUAAGGGUGCGAUUUGUUCUAACGUGACUUGUCAUUAACGCAGUUGAAAGGUACGUAUAGCCAUACAUAGUUUAUAUGUGCAGUCAUGGUCAAAGAAAGUAGACCCUCUAUGAAUUCUACUGUUUUACAGUUCCUUAGCAGGUCUUAAAAUUAGGUAAUACAACCUCAAAUACAACAACACAUGACAAAAUGCACAAAAUUAACAAAAAUAAGUGUGUGUGUGUGUAUAUAUAUAUAUAUAUAUAUAUAUAUAUAUAUAUAUAUAUAUAUAUAUAUAUAAUGUUUUCUGAUCCACAUAUGACUAUGCACAGAAAAAAAAAUCUUUUAGAGCUAAGACCAUCCAUUUCCACGUGAACCCAUCUGUUUUUACAUGAAGAACCACUCUAAUCCUGUCCACCUAGGUAGAGCUGACCAAACAGCAAGAUCUGAAGAGGUCCCAGAUAUACCCAUGGUGUAUGUUUUCUUAUUAUUUUUGUUUCUCAGUCAAUAAAAUGUGUCUUUUAUUUGACUCUUUGCAAAGUAGAGCUACUAGUUGUACUUUGUUGUUUUUCUUGUGCAGGUUUUAUACUUCUAGCUCUUACUAAUAUUUAUUCAUGUCUAUUAUUCCAGCAUAUGUAGGUAGAAACGUUAUUCUAACCAGUGGCUGCAUCAUUGGAGCCUGCUGCCAAGUUGACACCUGUGAAGUUAUCCCAGAGAAUAGCGUGAUAUAUGGAUCUGAUUGUCUGCGCAGAGUGCAGACCGAGCGUCCACAGGUCAGUACCCUCCUAGAGAUAUAUAGAUCAUCUCUUUUUGGCUACUGCCUUUGAUUAAAACACAUAUAAACAUUCAAUUUUGACUCUAUUUUUGAUUCAUUCAGCCCCAGACGCUUCAGCUGGAUUUCCUGAUGAAAAUUCUUCCCAAUUAUCAUCAUCUGAAGAAGACCACAAAGUUUACUUCCACUCCAAUGAAAAUUUGACUGAAGAAGAAUCAUCUGUUGAGAAAUCUUGCGUAAUGUCACAUAUGUGCGUUUUAUUUUGUAUAACAUUGUUUAGCUAUAUCUAAGCUAUUUAUUUGUAAAUUAAUGUCUUGCUAAUAAAUGUUUGGUUAUAGAGGAUUUGAGUGAAGAUAAUAGCAUAGGUGUUUUUGCAGUGAAGAGAAAAAAAAAAAACUUAACAAGCCUCUAAAUUAAAAGAUAAAUUUAAAUAUUAGUUUUGCCUUGAGGGGCAGGCUAAUCCAUUAACGUGUUACUAACAGUAAUAGCCACUUGUAUUCCUCAAGGCUUUUCAGUCAACUGUAUUUAUAGUUAUACUAGAUAUUCUGUUGUGCAACUACUCACCUCCUGAAGCACAAAGUGCAUUUCAUUAAUUUUACAGCAGAUGGCAGUACAAUCUCCUCCUAUAAUUUGAUGUGCAGUGAAGCAAAGAAAGGUUAUUUUCCUCCUAUUUUAAGAAAUAUAUGCUGCUUUCUUUUUUUUCUUGCUAUAUUUUAUUAAACUAGUCGUUCAUAAACUUCUUAGUUUUGGUCAUGACCCAGGGAGUAAAACAAAUACAUAUAUUAUCUUUAGCAAAUCUGAAAGCUCUAUGAACCUUUUCAUCUUCAGACUAUGUGACAGUUUGGUUUCUCUUGUAUUUUUAAUUAUCAAGAGACAUAUUUAGAAUAUUUUCUCUAUGAAUUCAGCAAACAAUUUAAACAUAAGUUAUAUACGUUACAGUCAACUGAUUCCUAUGUAGUCUGGUAAUAUCUGUAACCUGGGUUAAAUGUAAAUUCAGCUUUGAGCUGCACACCACUAUUCACUGACAUUCCUUUUUCCCCUCAUAUUAAUGUCUAAAAUGGGUACAAACCGUUACAAUACAUGAAAACAUAUUAAAUCCAUUUACAAAUUAAAAACAUUACACUCUUUGAA